This is a messenger RNA of Macadamia integrifolia, 1842 nucleotides long. Its product is annotated as flotillin-like protein 3. The record is from RefSeq and is a predicted model, not a curated record. The coding region runs from base 154 to 1596 and encodes 480 amino acids. The transcript has 2 exons. Gene Ontology annotation, biological process: protein localization to plasma membrane. Gene Ontology annotation, cellular component: plasma membrane; plasma membrane raft. NCBI's taxonomy places the organism in Eukaryota, Viridiplantae, Streptophyta, Magnoliopsida, Proteales, Proteaceae.
UCCUCAAAUUCUCUCGUUUCUCUUCCAAACUCCUCACUAGACUAUAAAUGUUCUUCUUCUUCUUCCUCUUCCUCUCUACUUUUUUUGUUGGACUAUAACUGUUCUUCUUCCUCUCUACUUUUCUUUCAAAUCCAAGAACUGAACCAGUGAAUCAUGUGGUACAAAGUCGCCAGUGCUUCCCAAUACCUAGCCAUAACAGGUGUAGGUAUCAACGACAUCAAGCUCGAAAAGAAAUCAUGGAUUUUUCCUGGCCAAUCUUGCAGAGUCGUCGAUGUCUCCCCUGUCAACUAUACCUUCGAAGUCCAGGCCAUGAGUUCUGAAAAGCUCCCUUUCCUUCUUCCUGCAGUAUUCACCAUCGGCCCAAGAGCUGACGACAAAGAAAGCCUCCUUAAGUAUGCUAGGCUCCUCUCUCCCCAUGAGAGAAUGUCCACGGAUGUUAGAGAACUCGUCCAAGGCAUCAUCGAAGGUGAGACUCGAGUUCUUGUUGCCUCCAUGACCAUGGAAGAGGUGUUUAAAGGUACCAAAGAUUUCAAAAGGGAAGUAUUCGAGAAGGUCCAGCUUGAGUUGAAUCAGUUUGGACUUUUGAUUUAUAAUGCCAACAUCAAACAGUUGGUGGACGUGAAAGAUCAUGAGUAUUUUUCUUAUCUUGGUCAGAAAACCCAAAUGGAGGCCGCUAAUCAGGCUAAAAUUGAUGUUGCUGAAGCUAAGAUGAAGGGUGAGAUAGGGGCCAAGCUUAGAGAUGGGCAGACCUUGCAGAAUGCGGCCAAGAUUGAUGCUGAAACAAAGAUUAAUUCGAUCAAAAGGCAAGGAGAGGGGAAAAAACAGGAGAUUACGGUGCAGACGGAGUUGCAGGUUUUUGAGAAUCAGAGGAAGGCUGAGCUUGCAGAGGCUAAUGCUGAACUGGCGAUGAAGAAGGCUGGGUGGACUCAGCAGACUCAGAUGGCCGAGGUGGAAUCGGCUCAGACGGUUGCUAUUCGGCAGGCUGAGUUGCAGCGAGAGGUGGAGAAGAGGAAUGCUUUGACACGGACGGAGAAGCUCAAGGCAGAACACCUCAGCAAGGCAAGCGUGGACUAUGAGAUUAAGGUCCAAGAGGCCAAUUGGGAACUAUACAAGAAGCAGAAAGCUGCAGAGGCAGUACUGUAUGAGAAGGAGAAACAAGCUGAGGCUCAGAAAUUGGCUGCAGAGGCAGCACUCUUUUCCCGGCAGCAAGAGGCAGAAGCUGAGCUCUAUACAAAGAAAAAGGAGGCUGAGGCACUUGUGGCUCUAGCAGAGGCACAGGGAAUAUAUGUUAGCACCAUGAUGAAGGCCUUGGGUGGAAACUAUCUUGCCCUGAGAGAUUACCUGAUGAUCAAAGAUGGGAUGUUCCAAAAGAUUGCGAAGAUCAAUGCUGAGGCUGUAAAAGGGUUGCAACCCAAGAUCAGUGUCUGGACAAACAAUGCUGGUGGGGAGAUGACAGAAGGAGCAGGGAGUGGUAGUGGAGCAAUGCAGGAGGUUGCUGGGUUGUACCGAAUGUUGCCCCCUUUGCUUAAUACUGUGCAGGAGCAGACCGGGAUGUUGCCGCCGGCAUGGAUGGGCACACUUGCUAACCCUGAGUAGUCCGUGAUUUAUGCUAGUAGAUCUCAAUCUUUUAUAAACUUGGAUUACAUUUCUUGAUGAUUCAAAGAGUUAGAAAUAUAGGAUAUAGGAUAGGUAGGAUAUUGUUUUGGGAGAACAGUACUGUCAUAGUUUCUGAAGAAUGUUAUUUAACUGAUUCCUGAUGCACAUGAUAGUUUGAAUUUUAGGGGAAUUGAUAUUACUAUAUAGAAGCAUGCCUCUGGUUUGAUAUUCUUCAACUUGUGAAAA